CUUCCGAUCAAUUUCCAUUCUUUUUAAUCCUACCUUCCGCCGCGAAUCCCCCUCUUUUCCUCCACAUCAAUCAUGGUUCACAAAGUCCUCUUCUGGGGUGGCUUCGGUAUGUUCACCACAUCCACACCACCCACCCUUGCUAUACCAGCAUGCAACUGCUAGCUAGAUAGCUAGCUAGCAAGCUGUCUCCCAUCCGCUUCCCUUAUAUUCAAUUGCUGGCCAUGCUAUAUAUUAAAUACUAAUAACUCCUCCAACAGGCAUCGCCGUCCGUCUCUGGCAACUCGGUAUCGAAAUGCGUCCCAUCCUCGCCAAGGAGUCCCUCUGGGUGUACCCCCUCUUCGCCGGAGUCGGAGGCAGCUUCGGUUACUGGCUGCAGGGCGUCGAGAACCGUCAAUUGAGAAUUCUUGCACAGCGCCGGGAAGCUAUCCUGGAGAAGCGCCGGAGGAGAGACGAGCGCGAGGCGGUGGGGUUGAGCAAGCCUGAAGAGGCGGGUGUUUUGGCUGCGGCGGCAUAAAUGAAUGAGAUGUUGUUGCGAUGAUGAAGGAUAGGAAGAAUUGUGGUUGGGUUUGGGUGCUAGAGCUGGCCGAAAAACUGAGGCUUUUGUACAUUGCGUUUGUUGUGAAUUCUAUUAUAUUACAUCAUAUCCUUAAUUUCCUGCGUCGCGGUGGUGGUGUUUUUGACGGUUUCUGAGGGAUUGGAUGGAGGAAGUCUAUGGAAAAUGGUCCGGAGGUCUGGAUCUGGACUUGAUGGUAUUAGGCUUGGUGAAGGGAGGAUGAUAUAGAUCUAUCUCAGGUGUCUUACUAUGUCGGUUCUAGUCCAACGAGAUAUUGAGGGUAGGAAGGUCCUGUGAUAGUUGCAGAAUCAUCCUAUCGUUGUUUAUACCUAUGGGUA
This is a messenger RNA of Aspergillus eucalypticola CBS 122712, 891 nucleotides long. RefSeq names its product putative NADH-ubiquinone oxidoreductase 14 kDa subunit. The transcript has a single exon. NCBI's taxonomy places the organism in Eukaryota, Fungi, Ascomycota, Eurotiomycetes, Eurotiales, Aspergillaceae. Bases 293 to 514 code for a protein of 73 amino acids. The record is from RefSeq and is a predicted model, not a curated record.